AUGGCCGCCCAGGGCUCCAUAAUCUUCUCCUACGGCACGCUGAAGCGAGGCUUCCCAAAUCACAACCUAAUGGAAGACCUAAUCUCCUCCGGCGACGCCGCUUUCAUCACCUCCGGCGUCACCCAGCAGCCGUACCCGCUGGUGAUCGGGCCCAACGGUAUCCCGUACCUGAUCAACAUCCCGGGCCAGGGCCGGCGCGUGAAAGGCGAGCUCUACCGCGUGUCGUCGCGUGGGAUGGUGCGCGUGGACGAGCUGGAAGGGACCCGCGUGGGGCACUACGAGCGGCUGCCGAUCCGGGUGGAGAGAAACGGCGACGGCGACGGAGGUGAUCAAUCGGCGGCGGAGGCUUAUUUCGCUGAUCGGGCGUUUGGCGAGAAGAUGUGGGAGAGAAUCGGGGAAGGGCUGAGCGAGUACACCGUGAGAGACGGGGAGGGCUAUGUCAGGAAGGAGAAUCGGCCGCCGGGGAGCAGCUUUCUCGGCGAAAUCCAAUUGUUUCUACAGCCCCGUUCUUAG
Messenger RNA from Linum tenue, 513 nucleotides. Lineage: Eukaryota; Viridiplantae; Streptophyta; Magnoliopsida; Malpighiales; Linaceae. The record is from the annotation of a GenBank genome assembly.